GAGACCCCGAAGGAAACCAAGGAGCCGAAGGAAACCCAGAAGGAGCCGAAGGAAGCCCGCAAGGACCCCAAGGAAGCCCGCAAGGAGCCGAAGGAAGCCCGCAAAGAGCCGAAGGAAGCCCACAAGGAGCCGAAGGAAGCCCACAAGGAGUUCAAGAAAGCCCGCAAGGAGUCCAAAGAAGCCCCCAAGGAGCCCAACGAAACCGGCAACCGGCCAAAGGAAACCGGCAAGGAGCCAAAGCCAGCAAAGGCAAAGGAAGGACGACAGGAAGACGCAAAGGACUCCAAGCGAAAGGCCGCGGACGAGUCGAAGGGUGUGUCAUGGAAGCAUGCCAGGGUCCUUGAUAAGGCAGCAAAUCCAGGCCCAGCCGCCAAGCCCGUGCUGCGGGUUCGCAGCAAAUCGGCCCCGCGGGACGAGCCUGCAGGCAGUGUUGCCGGCAGCAGCAGCGGUACCAGGACUCCGAGUAGGCUGCACGACAAGAAGGAAAAAAACAAGAAGGAUAAGAAGGAAGGCCCAAGCCCACCGGUCCCAGCAUCCAAGAAGGAGCCCUCCGCAAAGAAUCUGGAACCCAUCUUUGAUGCGGAAGCCAGCGAUGAUGAAAACCAAGCAGACCUUGACGUGGAUGAGAUGCUUGCGAUGAUGGAGACCUCGGAUUCCGAGGGAGAGUCCUCGGAGGAGACCCCCGAGGAAGAGGAGCAGGAGGAUGAGGAGAUGAAGGAUGAAUCCCAAGGCGAGGAUAGUGGGGAGGAGAUCUCCAUCCGGGAGGAGUCAAGUGCGGGGUCCAGCGAGGACUCGAGCACUAGCUCAGAAGAGGAGGAAGAGGAUGAGGAGUGGGAGGAUGCCGACGCAGCGAGCAAGACACCCGCCUCGGAGAUCGAUCGCAAGAAGUUUCCUGUGUCGCUGGCAAGCCACCUCCAGCGCGACAAAACGGACUUGUUUAACUUGUGGCUCGACAACAACCAGGCUACCAAAGCCAGAGACAUCAUAAAAAAGUAUGGUGAAACGAAGGGGCUCAAGCUCAUCAAGGCUUUGAAGGGCAAGGGACGCUAUUACUACGAUGAUGAGUUUCCCGAUGAUGAGGAGGAAAUCUUCUACUACACCCACGCCCCGCGGCAGAUUAUGAAUGACAACAGCACCUCCAGCAAGCUGAAGAUCGAAGGCAAGGAGGCCAACCCGGACACAGCCCUCGUCGCCUCCCUCACCGGCGAGGAAGGUCCGCUCCACGCGGGUGCCAUGCCUGGUAUGAAGAUCGAAAGCGGAGAGGGGGAAAAGGAGUUGGCUCUGGCAUUGAGCAAUGGUGGUUCGGUGGGCAAGAUCAAGCCACCCAAGAAGACCCGCACCGAAUCGGCCGAGAAAGUGCUGCUCACGACUUCGAAGGAGCGUGCAGAGGCCAUGCUAGACGACAUCCUAAAGGACAGCGGUGCUGCGAGAAAAUUGGCUUUGGGCCUGGAGCACGUGCACUACGGGGAUAGGUUGAAGCAGGAGCUCAUGAACUUCAGCUCGCAAAUGGAGGGCCUCUACCGGAAGCUGCAAAGCCUCAUCCUCAAGAAGGUAACCAAAGCCAAGAAGUACAACCCGAUCCUGAUUGAAGUGGAGGCAAAGAAUGCUUGGUACAAGUCUGCAGAG
This is a messenger RNA of Symbiodinium necroappetens, 1626 nucleotides long. The record is from the annotation of a GenBank genome assembly. NCBI's taxonomy places the organism in Eukaryota, Dinophyceae, Suessiales, Symbiodiniaceae.